Glycine soja is the source of this 5950-nucleotide messenger RNA. RefSeq names its product putative disease resistance protein At3g14460. The record is from RefSeq and is a predicted model, not a curated record. The transcript has 11 exons. Bases 134 to 3730 code for a protein of 1198 amino acids. Gene Ontology annotation, biological process: defense response to other organism. Lineage: Eukaryota; Viridiplantae; Streptophyta; Magnoliopsida; Fabales; Fabaceae. Gene Ontology annotation, molecular function: ADP binding.
CAACCCUACACUCUGUUACUGUCUUAUUUAGCAGAGCGACUUAAAUCAGAUCUCAUCAUAUCACUUAACCUUUUCAAGAACCAAUCCACUUUGUUCUAACCAAUUCCUAUCCCUUGUCUUUCUUCUUCGGAUCAUGGCUGAGUUAGUUGGUGGUGCGUUUCUCUCUGCUUUCCUCAAUGUUGUGUUCGACAAGCUUGCUACCGAUGAGGUUGUUGACUUCUUCCGUGGAAAGAAGGUUGACCUCAAUUUGCUUAAGAACUUGAAGAGCAAUCUGAGUGCGGUUGGAUCUGUGCUUGAUGAUGCUGAGAAGAAACAAAUCAAACUCUCCAGUGUCAACCAGUGGCUCAUUCAGCUCAAGGAUGUUCUUUAUGAUGCCGAUGACAUGCUGGAUGAAAUUUCGACCAAAGCUGCAACUCAAAACAAGGUACGAAAAGUGUUUUCUCACUUUACCAAUAGGAAAAUGGCCAGUAAGUUGGAAAAAGUAGUUGGCAAAUUAGAUAAAGUUCUAGAAGGAAUGAAGGGUCUUCCUUUGCAAGUGAUGGCAGGGGAGAGCAACGAGCCAUGGAAUGCUCUGCCAACAACAUCUCUGGAAGAUGGAUAUGGUAUGCAUGGUAGGGAUACAGACAAGGGGGCCAUAAUGGAGUUGGUAAAGGAUAGCAGUGAUGGUGUACCAGUGUCUGUUAUCGCUAUUGUAGGCAUGGGUGGGGUUGGAAAAACCACUCUAGCCCGAUCUGUGUUCAACGAUGGCAAUUUGAAGGAAAUGUUGUUUGAUUUAAAUGCAUGGGUUUGUGUUUCUGAUCAAUUUGAUAUUGUGAAGGUCACAAAAACUAUGAUAGAGCAAAUUACUCAAAAGUCUUGUAAAUUGAAUGAUCUAAACUUACUUCAACAUGAGUUGAUGGAUAAGCUGAAAGAUAAAAAAUUCUUAAUUGUCUUGGAUGAUGUAUGGAUCGAGGACAUUGAUAAUUGGAGUAAUCUUACAAAACCAUUGCUGCAUGGAAAAAGGGGAAGUAAAAUUCUCUUUACAACCCGCAAUGAAAAUGUAGUGAAUGUAGUCCCUUACCGUAUUGUUCAAGUUUAUCCUCUAAGUAAAUUGUCAAAUGAAGAUUGUUGGCUAGUGUUUGCAAACCACGCAUUUCCUCUCUCAGAAUCAAGUGGGGAGGAUAGAAGAGCUUUAGAAGAAAUUGGAAGGGAGAUUGUUAAAAAGUGUAAUGGAUUGCCUUUAGCAGCACGCUCACUGGGAGGUAUGUUGAGGAGAAAGCAUGCUAUUAGGGAUUGGAAUAAUAUACUUGAAAGUGACAUUUGGGAACUGCCUGAAAGUCAGUGUAAAAUUAUUCCAGCCUUGAGAAUUAGUUAUCAUUAUCUCCCUCCACAUCUGAAACGGUGCUUUGUUUAUUGUUCAUUAUACCCCAAAGAUUAUGAAUUUAAAAAAAAUGACUUGAUCUUGUUGUGGAUGGCUGAAGAUCUUUUGAAGCUUCCAAACAAAGGAAAGGUGUUAGAAAUUGGUUAUGAGUAUUUUGAUGAUUUAGUUUCAAGAUCAUUUUUUCAACAUUCAAGUUAUGGGGACAAUUUUUUUGUAAUGCAUGAUCUCGUGCAUGAUCUAGCAUUAUACCUUGGUGGAGAAUUCUAUUUCAGAUCGGAAGAACUUGGAAAAGAAACCAAGAUUGGUAUGAAGACUCGUCAUUUGUCAGUUACAGAGUUCAGUGAUCCAAUCUCAGAUAUUGAAGUUUUUAACAAACUACAAUCUUUGAGAACUUUCUUGGCAAUUGAUUUUCAAGAUUCCCCGUUCAACAAUGAAAAUGCACCAGGUAUUGUAGUGUCGAAGCUUAAGUGUUUGAGAGUUUUAUCAUUUUGUAACUUUAAAACGCUGGAUGUUUUGCCUGAUUCAAUAGGUAAAUUGAUCCACUUGCGUUAUUUAAAUCUCUCUGAUACAAGUAUAAAAACACUGCCGGAGUCAUUAUGUAAUUUGUACAAUCUACAAACUCUGGUGUUGUCUGAUUGCGACAAGUUGACCAGGUUGCCUACUGACAUGCAAAAUCUUGUAAACUUGUGUCAUCUUCAUAUUGAUGGUACUGAGAUAGGAGAGAUGCCUAGAGGAAUGGGAAUGUUAAGUCAUUUGCAGCAUUUGGAUUUCUUUAUUGUGGGCAAGGAUAAAGAGAACGGAAUCAAAGAACUGGGGACACUUUCAAAUCUUCAUGGUUCGCUUUCUAUUAGGAAUUUGGAAAAUGUAACCAGAAGCAAUGAAGCAUUGGAGGCUAGGAUGCUGGAUAAGAAGCACAUUAAUCAUUUAUCCUUUCUAUGGUCUAAUGGCAGCGACUUCCAAACUGAAUUAGAUGUACUGUGCAAAUUGAAACCUCACCAAGGCCUGGAAUCUCUAACAAUACAGGGCUAUUAUGGAACCAUAUUUCCAGAUUGGGUGGGAAAUUUUUACUACCACAACAUGACAUGUCUACGUUUAAGUGACUGUAUUUACUGUUGUGUGCUUCCUUCGCUUGGGCAACUACCAUCUCUUAAGGAGCUCUAUAUUUCAAACUUGGGUUCAGUGAAGACUGUUGAUGCAGGGUUUUACAAAAAUGAAGAUUGUCCUUCUUCUGUGACACCCUUUUCUUCCCUUGAAACUCUAUCCAUUGUUUGCAUGUUUUCCUUGGAGUUGUGGAGUACCCCUGAGUCAGACGCCUUUCCUCUACUCAAGUCUCUUACAAUAGAGUAUUGCCGCACUAAUGUAUCGUUGCAUGUGUUUCCUCUUUUGUUGGAAUCGAUAGAAGUAGCAGGAAGCCCAGUGGUGGAGUCCAUGAUUAAGGCCAUCACCAGCAUUGAGCCAACUUGCCUCCAACAUUUAAAAUUGAGUGAUUGUUCGUCAGCCAUAUCAUUUCCGGGUGGUCGUCUGCCUGCAUCUCUGAAGGCUCUGCAUAUCAGCAAUCUUAAAAAUCUGGAAUUCCCGACCCAACACAAGCACGAGUUACUGGAAUCACUGUCUCUAAUUAAUAGUUGUGAUUUUCUCAGGUCUCUUCCAUUGGUUACUUUUCCAAAUCUCAAAAGUCUCGAAAUCAGAUACUGUAAACAUCUGGAAUCUCUUUUGGUUUCAGGGGCAGAGUCAUUUAAGAGUCUGUGUUCUUUGAGCAUUUAUGAAUGCCCCAACUUUGUAUCAUUCUGUAGAAAAGGAUUGCCUGCGCCCAAUUUGACUCGAAUUGAAGUUUGGCAUUGCAACAAGUUGAAGCCAUUACCUGACAAAAUAAGUAGUCUUCUCCCAAAGUUAGAACUUCUCGGCAUAUCCAACUGCCCAAAAAUUGAGUCGUUUCCAGAAGGGGGUAUGCCACCUAACCUGAAAACAGUUUGGAUUGAGAAUUGUGAGAAACUACUGAGCGGCCUAGCAUGGCCAUCCAUGGGCAUGCUUACUGAUCUCUCUGUUUGGGGUCCAUGUGAUGGCAUCAAGUCCUUCCCUAAGGAGGGUUUGCUGCCUCCCUCCCUUACGUCUUUGAAGCUAUAUAAGUUGUCAAAUCUGGAGAUGCUGGACUGCACGGGGCUUCUCCAUCUCACAUCCCUGCAACAAUUAGUAAUUGACGGUUGUCUAAAGCUGGAGAAUAUGGCUGGAGAAAGGCUUCCUGUCUCUCUAAUAGAAUUAACCAUAGAGAGUUGUCCUUUGCUGGGAAAACAAUGCCGCAGGAAGCACCCUCAAAUUUGGCCUAAAAUAUCCCACAUCCGUCACAUUAAAGUUGACAAUAGAUGGAUUUAGUGACCAAGGAUGAGCACCGGAGAUGAUAGAUUGUCCUGUAGAAACUGCACCUGUCAAUGGAUAUGAAUUCAACUUUGAACAAGAUCUAAAUGGAACUUCUGAUUUAAUUGACGUGACACUGAUGCAUUCUAAACACAUGAAUUAGAAACUGAAAAGCUUUUCAUUGCAUACAAUAGAGAGGAUGAAAAGCUAUAUCAGGACAACUGCAUGGGAAGAUCUCAGAUCUUUCGACAAGUCAUGCAGUCUUCCUAGGAAAUUGUCAUAUACUGCUCCCUAGGCAGGUCAUCACUUUUGUGUUUGAUGCAAAGAUGGAUAUAUAUAGGUGGAACACUUCUGAAAGGUUUAUCCCAAUAUGUACAGUGCACUGAAUGGGAAAGAACUGGAAGAAAGGAAAUCUUACAUUCAAAGCUUUUGAUGCAAAACAUAAGAGGGAAGGUGGUGGUUUCAUCUGUGUGGAAGGUUUCCAUGAUGUUCUCAGAGAUCAAACUUUCAAACUUGCAUAACCAAAGUUUGAGCACCUUAACGGUACAGGCUUCAUUGUAUGGAAUGAGUUCUGGCAAGUGAUUUUCAAAUAAAAACAACUUGGGAAGUUUGAAGGAAGAAUGAUAUCUGAUGGGGCAAAAGGAGGAGGAAGCGAGGGCGCAGUCAGCUGAUGGCAGAGUGUUUAAGAUUGUUCCAUGGCACCAUCUGGAGCAUAGCACCAGCAACUCCCUGAGCAUACAGGCCUUAAGCCAUGACUUGACUGGUUCAGAUAGACAUGGGAGGGUGUUGCAGUUGUCAUGUUUCAUUUGUAGGGAAGGUGCAUGAUGUGGAAUCUGAAUGUAACCAUAAUAAUGACGAUGGUGCAUGUGAACAUGGUAGGGCCAGGGUCAUGUUAAAAGGGUCCUCUACGUUUGUGUCAAUGUACAGCCAAAAAGGUUCAAAAGGAGUUAAUCAAGAUGCAUUGAAGGUUUGGCAGGACUUCACUGGAAAAAAAGACAUGAUCUUUUGUGACGUGUUUGAUGGUCAUGAUCCUCUAGGACACAGGUUAUCACAGUGCAUACGUGACAAUCUACCCUCAAAAUUCUCAGCACCAAUCAAACUGUCUCAAGAAAAGGCCAUGAAACACUGUCAUGCUAAUGCUACAAAUGGUGGCAGUCAUAGUGAUGUCCAUGUUGAGGAUAACCAAAACAUGUCCUUUCCUUCAUGGGAGGGAACCUUUAUGAGGUGCUUCAGUGAAUAGAUGAAAAGCUUGCUAAGAACAUUGACACUGAUGGAUUUUGUGGCGGUAGCACUGCUGUAUCUGUAAUCAAACACAGAAACUGCACCUGUCAAUGGAUAUGAAUUCAACUUUGAACAAGAUCUAAAUGGAACUUCUGAUUUAAUUGACGUGAUACUGAUGCUUUCUAAACACCUGAAUUAUUAACUGAAAAACUUUUCAUUGCAUACAAUGGAGAGGAUGAAAAGCCAUGCAUAUCAGGACAACUACAUAGGACGAUCUCAGAUCUUUCCAUAAGGCAUGCAGUCUUCCUUGGAAAUUGUAAUAUACUGCUCCCUAGGCAGGUCAUCACUUUUUUAUUUGGUGCAAAGAUGGAUAUACAUAGGUGGGGCACUUCUGAAAGGUUUAUCCCAAUAAGUACAGGUUGAAUUUCCCAUGCUGCUUGAAUCUAUGAAUUUUUUCAAGUUUGGUCAGUAAUCAAAAUGCUCAAAGUGGCCUGUACAUGUUAUUAGAAGUGAAUUCUGUUACAUACUACUGAUUUGCACUUACACCAGUGCACUGAAUGGGAAAGAACUGGAAGAAAGGAAAUCUUACAUUCAAAGCUUUUGAUGCAAAACAUAAGAGGGGAGGUGGUGGUUUCAUGUGUGUGGAAGGUUACCAUGAUGUUCUCAGAGAUCAAACAUUCAAACUUGCAUAACAGAAGUUUGAGCACCUUAGCGGUACAUGCUUCAUUGUAUGGAAUGAGUUCUGGCAAGAGAUUUUGAAAUCAAAAGAACUUGGAAAGUUUGAAGGAAGAAUGACGUCUGAUGGGAUGCAAAACUUCUAACCAGUUGAACAUUUCAACAUUGUACAUUUUUAUGGUAACAAAAUAGAUGGAGACUGAAUCUCAUAUAUGGAAUGUGUCCAUCCUACUGCAAUUGAGAAAUACAUUAAUGUACUGGUGCUUUAACACAUUCUCUUCAUAGUUGAAUACAAUCAGACUUCUGCAAUGAAAAAAAAUACAUCUCUCCUUAUUCUGUCUU